AUGGGUUCCGGGGAAAGCAAGCUGAGCAGCCUGUACGAAAUCAAAGAAAUCACGAGUAGCCAUGGGAUUUCUGAGGCUUCCAGCUUUGAUCUCCAUCGAGCUGUCCACAAAGAAUCCGGGCGACGAGUCAGUGUCUUUAUCUACAAGACAAAGAAUGUGCUCACAGACAGAGGUCUUCUCCACAACGCCGUCAAACGUCUCAAAACCAUUCGACACCCUGGCAUUAUCAAGUUUCAUCAUGCCGAGCUUCAUGAUCAAGAUGUCGUUGUUGUCACAGAGCCAGUCACUCCACUCUCCCAGCUUCUCUCUGUCCUCCCGCCAGAGGAGAGAGCCGUCAGUUUUCUACACUCUCAGAGACUGGUCCACAAUAACAUCCAGCUCUCCUCCAUUUACGUUUCCGAUAGCAUGUUCUUCGUGGACUAUAUGCACGACGAAUUUCUGAUGAGCGACUUCAACCAGGGCAUUCACGAGUUUAUCGCUAAGGACCAAAUUCCUCCCGAGGAUUCAUCCGAAGAUCUGGAUCUCAACCCGGUCGAGGCUCGAGACUCCUACUCUCUUGGAUUUCUCAUCAGCUAUCUCAUUGCUCCUUACACUCCCGCCUCCCGGAUAUCGACCAAUGAAAAAAAGGGUGAUACAGUUUUCAUAAACUGGGCCGUUUUACAAGGGCUUGCGGAUCGAAUGGUCUUGGAGCGUCCCCGAAGACGCCUCAAGCCCAAGGACGUGAUGUCCAGUAGCUGCUUUGAGGACAAUGUGCUCAUUCAAGUUAUCGAAAAGUUCCUGAAGCAGAUACGCGGGUAUCCAUUAGAGCAGAAGGAGGCCAUGUUUGCGUCCCUGCCUCAGCGAUUGUCACUUCUCCCCCCUUCGACCCUCGCUGCCUAUGCUCUACCCUACAUUCUCUCUGUUGAAAUGUUUCUCGAGCCCCAAGCCUUCCAUUUCUACCAACUGCUCCUUGGGCAAAAGUACAACACCACCGUUCCUGAGGAAGGCUGCGACGACAUUGCCGUGAUCCCCAAGGCCCUCUAUAUUCGAUACGUAAUUCCGUACAUUUUGAAGCUCUUCAAGUUGCGGUCCUACGACGUUCGCAUUACUCUCCUCAAAUUAUUCCAUAAUUACAUCGACUUGCUCAUCCAAAAUCUCGAUCGCGAAACAAUCCGAGGUGUUCUUGUUCCCGAGCUACUUGUUGGCCUCGAGGAGCAGGAUGACAGUCUCUAUUUACUGUCACUGACUUGCCUUAUAUCCGCUGCCGGCCAUUUGAUGCGGGUGAUGGUGGAGUCCCCUGAAGUUGAAAUAGCUGGAAAAAAGAAGUCAUUCGAAGUUGUCUACACUCAUUCCUCGGCAAAGUGUUUCAAUGAGCUCAAAGUUUUGGUCAAGUCAGUCUCAAAGUGCAUUCAACUGAUGAUCAAGAUUGCAUCUCCAGAGACCAAGAUUGAGCUGAUGCAUACAAUUUCGCGCGACUGCGAUCACAACUCAGACGCGUUUGUAGUCAACUGCAUACCACAAUUCAUGGAGAUAUUGGUGUCCUUUCUGACCGAUGGAGAAAGGGAUGUGCGCCGGCUUGCUGCCAAUCUCCUUAUCAAACAUACAACUGCUCUUUCCAAUAUUAUGGAGCUCCUCCCCGCGCCGCUCAUUGGCAUCGACAAGAGUGGCGAUGCAUACGUGGAUCUUCUGCAAAAGUUGAGGCACGCUUACAGGAAACUCUCGCGAGACUCUCAUAUUUUUCAAUAUGGAUGGGAAGAUCAUUGUGGACUGGCCAUGAUCGACGCUAAAUCAAGCAUCCUUCAAAAUCAAUCCGACGGUGCCGCUGAACACAUCGUCCAUAAUCCGCCUGGAUGGGAGUAUGAGGCCAUCGAAAUUGAUCUGAAUAUGUGA
This is a messenger RNA of Polychytrium aggregatum, 1869 nucleotides long. RefSeq lists its product as uncharacterized. Bases 1 to 1869 code for a protein of 622 amino acids. Gene Ontology annotation, biological process: protein phosphorylation; tRNA export from nucleus. Gene Ontology annotation, molecular function: ATP binding; protein kinase activity. Gene Ontology annotation, cellular component: cytoplasm. The transcript has 12 exons. Lineage: Eukaryota; Fungi; Chytridiomycota; Chytridiomycetes; Polychytriales. The record is from RefSeq and is a predicted model, not a curated record.